UAUAAAUGAUAGCAAGCUAGUCAGCAACUAAUGUAUCUUUCUCCUUCACAACCAACCGAAGUCCAAAGGCGUAGCAGAUCCAUCGUAAGGGACUACGUCGAAUUUCAUCCAAAAUGGCGCACCACCUGCCAUUAGAAGCAGCUCCAAGGAACUUUAUUCUGAAGCUGAAAACAAACUGCACAAAAUGCGAGAGUAAGCUGAAGAAGUUUCUAUUACGUACACCAGGGGUCCAUUCUGCAAAGAUAGAUGCACAGCAAAAGACGUUGUCAAUCUCCGGCACCAUGGAUCCUUCCACUGCAAUAAUGCUAAUUGAGAAGAGAUUCCGCGGUCUCAAGGCGGAGCUUUUGUGGGAUGGCCAGCAAACGGACGGAAAUGAUGUGCAAAAUGUUGUUGCUGAAUUAGCCCAACUGGAAAGAUUCUCGGGGAUUGAAGGCUUAGAAUCGGUUGAAAUCAAGUUGAGUUUCAAAGGCCAAAACCGGAAUCUGAUCAAUGGCGACCGAAAUAUGGAAGUAAUGUUUCAGAACGAGGCAGCUAGGAAUCAGAAUCACCGUCAUGAUCAAGUUCUUGGCUUCCCCUUGAGUCCGCUGGUGGGACCCCCAUCGCCAUGGUCCGGUGGUUACAGUCCAUCAGCACCGCCUAUCUGGAGGGCAUAUUAUGAUGCCCCACCUCCUCCUCCUCCCCCGGAAAGGUAUACUCCCAUUUUCAACCCAUUCAGUGAUGAAGCUACCACUUGGGGCCGCUGUUGCAUUAUGUGAAGUGAUGAUAAAAGUUUGGCAUAUCUUGAAUGCUUUUGUUUGUAUUGUCGCGCCUGUUCGUAGCGCGCUUUGAAUGUAUUAUUUCUUUGGCAUUUUGUGUGCAUCUGUAAUAUCUGUCUUAAUCAUAAGUCACAAAUUUAAAUUAAAGUUAAUUUGAAUUUGUGUCUUAUAAUUAAAAACUAGAAGGAAUAAAUGUCUGAUAUUCAAAAAGUUUGUUGUACGUAGCCAAUAAAUUGUCAUUUGAUUGAUGAAGAAAUCAUAUAAGUUCCUUUUUUCGUAUUUGUCAUU
Messenger RNA from Oldenlandia corymbosa var. corymbosa, 1043 nucleotides. The record is from the annotation of a GenBank genome assembly. NCBI's taxonomy places the organism in Eukaryota, Viridiplantae, Streptophyta, Magnoliopsida, Gentianales, Rubiaceae.